Molecule: messenger RNA, 11453 nt
Organism: Osmia lignaria (orchard mason bee)
Lineage: Eukaryota; Metazoa; Arthropoda; Insecta; Hymenoptera; Megachilidae
Gene: chm
Product: lysine acetyltransferase chameau
Biological process (GO): regulation of transcription by RNA polymerase II
Cellular component (GO): nucleus; chromatin; histone H3-K14 acetyltransferase complex
Molecular function (GO): transcription coregulator activity; histone H4 acetyltransferase activity; chromatin binding
Source: RefSeq, a predicted model, not a curated record
CAUGUUCAGUCUUUUGUAUCUGUAGUCACUGUACAAGUCAAAGUGGAAUAAAAAAUGUAGCAUUUUUUGCCUUGAUCAAUUUAUUUAUAACGAAUUCCUUUGUACAUGACUUGGAAAAGUGUAAGGAGUAUUACAGAAAUGAAGUUAAACAGUAUUUAUUGUUUAUUCAGAAGAUAGCAUAGUAGAAAUGACCCCAAAGAGGAAGACUACAAGCUCAGAAUCAACUUCAACAACUAGUUCUGGUUCUUCAUCGAGUAGUUCUUCAAGUUCAGGCAGUGAAUCUAGCUCAUCUGAUUCAGAAAAUUCUAGUAGCUCUGCAAACAGUCAAAAAGCAUCUGAUACAGAUAAAACAAAGAAGAAGACACCCUUCUCAGCUAAUCGACAUGGCAAAUCUAAAGCUGACACAGUUUCUACACCUAUUACAGAAAAUAAAAACAAGGAAAGAAUACCACCAAAGAGUAGACCUGUGGUAUAUUCUUCAGAAUCGGAAGGGUCACCAAGCAAAGUAAAGUCUACAAAAAGAAAACCACCAGCUAAACCAAAAGCCACUGCCACAGUAGCACCUGUUGUUAAACAACAAAGGCUCCCUAUUAAAUCCAUAGCUAGUGCCAGUCAGCAAAAGAAUGUACCUAAUACCAAACCAAUUGGUAACAAGCCAAACAAACCUUCAGUCUCCACCAGUACUAAUGGUAAAGGUCUUGAUAAGUCUGCAAAAACAACAUCAGAACCUGUACAAAAGAAAUUGAAGAAGAAAAGUAUAUUUAGUCCUGAAAAUAGUAGUGAAAGUGACAGUGGUGUUCCAACUAAAACUAGUACAGUAAAACCACCAAAUAGUUCAGCAAAAUUUGCAAAAAAUCAACCACCUAAGCCUAAGCCAAAUGAUGUAAAACAAAAACCUCCUGCUCCAAGCAGAGCUAGUUUGAUCACAAAAACGGCUCAGGCACGCAAAUCAGAAAGCUCUGCAAGUUCAAAAAGUUGCUCUGGAGGAUCAGGUUCUUCUGCCUCUACAGAUAGUAGUACAGAUUCUGAAUCAUCAGAGAGUGUUGCUAGCCCACAGCCUGCAACAAAGAAGAAAGAAACUCAACCAAGUACUGCAAUAAAUGUUGCCUCAAGUAUUCCACCGAAACGGCCUUCCGCAACAGUUGCACCUGUUAAACCACAAAAAUGUACAAAACGACAAAGUAAUUUUAUCGGUACGGUCAAGAGCGAAGAUGAAGCUGAUGCAUCCGCCAGUGAGAAGGAAAUGGACGAACAUGGAGAAACAAGCGCAUUGAAAACGUCGACUAAAGGCAAGAGGAAAUUGCAAACACGAAAGGGGAGCAAAUUAAUUCAGCUUCAGGCAAAGGCAGCCAGUGAUUCAGAAUCUGAUACAGGUACGGAAACGGUAGCGUGUAAACGUAUCCUGCAAAUUCCGCUGAUCCGGUGUGAUUUAUCGAGAGUAGCUGAAAGCAAGAGGAGCACGAGCAAAUCACCCGUUAAACGUGCUGGGCCUAGCACUGCUGCCAGACACUCAUCCGGGCCCAACAGGCUGCCACAAAACAGUGGUGUUUCGAAUACUACUGGUGGAAGAUCUGGACCAGGAAAUUAUGGUCGUACGCGUGUGACCAAGGAAAGAGAAUGCCCUUUAGCACCAGCUUGCGACUCUAGAGGUCAUCUCUCUGGAAAACUUGAUUCACAUUUCACACUGGAGGCUUGUCCUUUGUAUCAUAAUACCACACCACAGGCUUGCGUAGAGUUUUAUAAAGAAAGAAAGAAACGCGAAGAGGAAAGGAAGAAGGCUGUAUCAUGUUUAGCGAAAAAGUCUCCAAAGGGAAUGCAUCAAACGACAGAGCAGAGGAAUUAUCAACUGAAAGUGAGGGAAAUGAGAAGCAAGUGGAAAGGAAGCGCUGGCGAUGGAAACGAAAGCGAUAGUAGUAGUGAACUUCAAGGAAACGAAAAGGAUCGUCAACCACGUUUAUCAAAUCUAACUCCGGAGUACGAUUUAAAGUUAUUUAUGGAAGCACAAGCGAUUGCUAGUGAAAAAAUUGAAAAGGAGCUGAAGGAGUUGGAUUACGAUGGCGAAGGUAGAAACAGUGGCGGAACACGAGUCAUCGAAAUGGGAAAAUGGGAAAUGGAAGUGUGGUACCAAAGUCCGUACCCUGAAGAGUUCAGUCGUGCUCCAAAACUUUACCUAUGCGAAUACUGUUUGCGGUACGCGAAAAGUCGGCAAGUUUUAAGGAGACAUCGAGAGAAAUGUUUAUGGAGACAUCCGCCUGGACACGAAGUGUACAGGAAAGACAAGAUAGGCGUAUGGGAAGUGGAUGGGAAACGUUAUAAGCAAUACUGUCAGAAUCUAUGCUUGUUAGCAAAAUUCUUCUUGGACCACAAAACGUUGUACUACGACGUCGAGCCCUUUCUUUUUUACGUGAUGACAAUCGGCGACUCUGAAGGAUGCCACACCGUUGGUUACUUCAGCAAGGAAAAGAACUCCUUCCUCAAUUACAACGUAUCCUGCAUUCUUACCUUGCCACCUUAUCAGCGACAAGGAUACGGUCGACUGCUCAUCGAUUUCAGUUACUUAUUGACCAGGGUCGAGAAAAAGAUUGGCUCGCCCGAGAAGCCUUUAUCGGAUCUGGGCUUGAUCUCGUAUCGCAGCUACUGGAAGGACGUUUUGCUGCAGUACCUCUGCAAUUUCGGGGGCAAGGAACUCUCCGUUAAAGAUAUCAGCAAGGAGAUGGCGAUCGACUCGUACGACAUCGUCAGUACCUUGCAGGCCCUCGGUAUGAUGAAGUACUGGAAGGGCAAGCAUAUCAUUCUGAAGAAACAGGACGUGAUCGACGACUACAAGGAGAGGGUGAAGAGGCGAGGACCCGUCUACAAAGAGAUCGAUCCGGAGUGUCUGAAAUGGAACCCCUUCCAGCCUCCCAAGACGCCCUCCGCCUCGAACUAAGGUUUGCAGCAGCAGCAGCAGCAGCAGCAGCCCAGAAUGACGCCGACGCCAGCCAUUCCCCUCCUUCGUCGACCGAGGGCGGUGGUCGAUCUCUUUCUCUUCUUAAGUCGUCGCCUUCGUUCUUUUUUUUUUUUCUCUUUUCCUACUCCCUCGUGAUGCUCUUCUUUCUUGCUCGACCGUCGCCUCUCGCGACACUCAUCAAAGCCAUAAGCUACGGUCGCGCAGAUUUCGCAUAUACCCCUAACGAUCAAUCGAUAAAACCCGUAAAGAUCCUUUGAGGAAUUCUUCAGCGCCCUCUGCUACCUCCACCUCAUGCAACGAGGUCAACGAGCAAAGCUUAACUAGUCCCCCCUCGAGACGUCCCACGAUGUACCAGAAACAGAAACAAUGAUUCGUACUCGAGUAAUUAACUUCCGUUUGCAAUCGAGCUUCCUGACCUGAUGAACGUACAAGACCAUUCAGUAGUAAACACAAUCGCCACCCUCGCGAGAUUCCCAACCCAGCGAGAGUCGUCAACCUAUUUUCUAAAUUUUAUGAAAAUUUUCUAUACUCGACGUUUAAAAGCCAUACUGUUUAACACGCUAGUCAACGCGUAGCAAAGGCGGUCGUCAGUGGGUUAAGAACAACCGGAUACGCCCAUCACCGGUAACCCUAUCUGUGCUCGACUUCCGUACCCGAUAUGUCAAUGAUAUUAUUUUUUUUAAUUCAUCAAAGAACAUUUAUAAAAAGGUCCGACUCUUAGGGUCUCGUUGAUUUACGUAUGUCGCGGAAUGACUAGGAGGUACUUACUCGUAUCAUGUUAUCGAUCACUAUAUGGUCCGUUGCAAAAUAAAAUUUGAACCGUGGAGACACCAGAGAGGCACGACACGCGUCCUCGGUCGAGCCGUUAGGUAAAGUGAAAAUAACUCGAAAGUUAUCGAGUUAAGGUUGAACAGGAUCAAUUUAAAUGCUCACGUUCUUAUGACGCGACGACGCGACACAUCGCAACCGUGAGGACUGUAAAAAGAGUUUUAACUGCGGCGAACAUACCGUUCGCGACGUCUGCGAUUAGGACUUGACACGUUCGUUGCGAACAACGCUGACCCACCUCGGUUGUGAUCUUCCUGCGACACGGAUCCACGUCACACUUAAUUAAUAUUAAUAACAUCAUCAUUAUUAAUAUUUAUAUCAUUGUUAAUAUUAUUCUUAGUUUUAAUUCAGCCGUUCACAACGAACGUGUUAACGCGGACAUAACCUAUAACGCGCAUCGAGUUUACGAUGUAAGGGAAUAUUGUUAAAGGAUAGGAUGUCUUGAAUAUUACAUACAUAUUGAUGAAACAAUUUUCUUUUAUUUUUAAUUCAGUUUUGUUUUCUUUGAACAGAGUUUCAUACAAGUUUCAUACAAGGGAACAGGCGACCUCCUACAGUUACCACCGUAAUAGUGCAAUUAUAUAAUAACUAAUAUCCACAAAAAAUCAAUUUUAUUUGAGUACGAAUGACGUAGAGGUUUCCUGUUCCGUUCAUUUUUUUUUUUGUCUGGAUUACAUUCGUUUCGAAGUUUUUUAAUUGAAAAACAGUGCACAUUUAUCAUAAAAAAACAACUUUUAUUUUAACGUCGGCCCACGUUAUCGAUGAUUUUCUUCUUUCGUUGAGCUGCGAGUAAUAAAUCUGUAAUUGAGACGUUUCAUAAUCGCGUAUGUUCAACAAAUGUACAGAACUAUUUAUAAAUAAUACAAUUUUUAUCCAUAACUGCGUGUACCCCGUGCAUCGAGUGCAUAACCCUUCUACCCUGUCCAAGAAUCGAGGAAAUAUUUUUCUGGGAACGCUAUCGCGGUAUUCUAAGGAAAAACAAGCGAUUCCGCGGCGAUUGAACUUUCCAAGACUAUCGUGUUCAUGGAAAGCUGAUUUCCCGUGAGUACCUGCGAUAUCCGAUUUCAUAGAAUCAAUACUAGUAUCGGAUUAACAUAUAUAGGAAAAUUAUUGCUUUUCCGCAUAUAUCAUAAACGAUUUAAUUUCGCGCGUUCAACGAACUACUUCACGUAAAUCAAUUCAACCAUUUGGUUAAUUACAUGUUACUUUAUGUAAAGCUUUUUAACGGUUGCACUCAACCAUACCAAAAAAAAAAUAAGUUCAAUGAACUAACUUAUCUGUUUUACUAUAAGUACCGACUUAUAAAGAUACAAAUUGAGACGUCAUAAAAAUAUCAGUCACACUAGAUAUAGUUUAUACGACAGAAAUAAGAUAUAAAACCCUCUUAUAACCUGUCGGUACAUUCUUUUAAAACUCGUUCACAUGGUUCUGUAUGGUCUAUUAACUCUAAAUACAACUUUUAUUUCUUUUAUAUAUCUAUAGACAUGCUUUUUUUGUCGCAACCAGUUACAUUAUACCACUGAUUCAAAGCCUUAUCUCUUUCAGUCCAAGUUUUAACCUUUUCGAUGGUUGGGCGUUGCAUCGUGCGUGAAACGUUUAGAAUUACGAUAUGCCGAAACAAGUUUUAUCGAACACACUAUACCUAGGGAAUUAUACUCGGUACUGUACGCCUAUCGGCAAGAUUACAACAGCCGAAACUGCAAUUCCGUCAGUUUUUAUAAGACUACACCGGGAAUAUUAAACGAUACGUGAUCGGUAGGCGACACACGUGGCAAAUUAUCAUAAAACAUCAUUAAAAUUCAUUAAGAUAAGAAUGAUUUGAAAGGGAAAAAAUAAAUCUAAUCUACGUAGUUGUGUUAGGGAUAAAGAGUCUCGAAUUGAUCGGUUGUAAUUUGUCUCGGGCCACGCAUUGCGGCUUUCGUGACUGGGAAGUUUAGUGAUUCGAAAAAAAUAAAAGAAAUGUUAGUCGUCGCGGAUAGGCACUUUUCGACGCUGAGGGGCUUCUAUUGGAAGCGAGCAAAGAGGCGAAUAAUUGCGUUACUCGAGUUCCUCUUUCUCAUUCUGUCUCCUCUCUUUUCUUUCGCUCGGUAUGCCGCCACGCGACCCCACGUAACAUCAUUAUCCCAUUAGUUUGCGACAUUACCAGGCUACAACGGUUCCUCUCUCUCUCUCUCUUUCCUUCGCUCCUCCAGAAAGAAACGAUAUCGACGACGCGACGCAACGCUUUGGAACCGUUCAUCUAACACAGGGCGCCGGUUAAUUUUAUUUGUCCACUAAACGAGGAUCACGUUCAAAAUAAAAUCGCACAAUUUACCAGGCUACGCGGUAUUAACCAGGUUACGCGACGUUGCAUCGAUCACAGUAACUGUUUUGCAACAAGUUUUCUAGGGAAAAGCGAAAUAAUUCUAUUAUUCAUGCCCAUUGAUAAAAUUGUUUUUCCUUUGGUCUUACAUUUCUACGUUAUCUUACAUCAAUGGAUAUAACUCAUGGUACAGCGUCGAGCAUAAUAGCUGUCCUUAGGGAAAUAAGCUCCAUCACUUAAUAUCCGAGAAUGGAAAGUUGAAGUUGAUUUUUGUGUCGUGGCGACGAAAUAAGGGAGCAGGGCACAGUCAUAUGAAUUGCGCUCCAACAGGUGCCGGGUAUCGAGUUCACCAGAGCACCUGAUGAAGUACAAUUAACAUGCAGCCUCCACAGUUCUUCCACCUCUGUUUUUUUUCCCCUUUUAUUUUUAAUCAUUUCUUAGUCGAUUGGUAUGUAAUUCGAAUUCAUACCGGUAAAAAAAAAUGAUGACUGGUUUCGCCGCAGCGCGCGCUACUUCAGGUACCUGACUGAUUUGAAGUUGGCACAGCCGAAAGUACCCGAGUAACGCGUGUUGCGAACGACACAUUUCUUUUCGAUGAUCAUCUGUCAGGUAAUGUAAACGAUUAUUGCAAUAUCACGUGACGAAAAUAACGUAUUUAGCAUAAGAUUCGGGUGCAUGCAAGAAUAGGUUAACGAUCAAUAUGGAUACCGUGAUCCAUUGCACCGAUCCGUGCAACAAGGUGGCUGGAAGGUUAGGUUCGGUUCGAAGCAGGUAGUGAAAAUGUUUCUUUGACUUGGAAACCUACAACAAAUUUCCUCGGGCACGUCGAGUUCGCAUUUAAAGAAACGGACGAUAAAUCGAAAACCCGAGAGACUUUAUAAUACGGCCUGAAGAUUUAUCGGGAAAGGGAACUUGACAGGCAGAUGGCUGCCUGGUGGUACAUACAGGUAGCUAGGAUCUGGGGAAUUUUUUACGCGUCACGUCUCCCAAUAUUUCACUUGAAAUUAUUUUUGCAAUAACGAAUAACACCAUGACACAUCCACCGACACGUAAGUCACCGAUUCAUUCUAUGAGUAACCCUUUAAACACUACGAGUUGAAAAUAUCCGAUACGUCACGAAGAGCAUUUCGUACAAAGGAACAAUCGAACACACGUGAUCGUUUGUUCCCCAUCGUUUUACCCUCUGCUCCGAUACACAAAAUUACGCACUUAUUUUGCGUCUCCACGGGCACAGCCGGCAACUAAAACUUAUCACAUACAAAUGGCACCGCCUAGUAACACGACAUCCUAUAUUCGAAGUCACAUCAUCCGUUCUGGUCAAAUAUUUCCUUGGUCGAUAUACUCGUUGGAACGAUCGAUAUAUUCACAAAAGUUUGAACCGUCGAUAAUACUAGGGGUAAAUUCGCACAAGUUGUAACUUUACCACACCAUCGAAGCGUUUCGUUCGCUCGGACGUGUUCCGUCGAUAAGCAAAUCUCGUAUCGGAGCAGAACGGACGAGAGAUUCGCGAACAAACGUCGAAGAAACGUGGACGAGAUUAUAGGACUCCGAUCAGCAGUAAUAUCCGUCGAGCUGUUCCUUCGCAAUGGUCGACGCAUCGUGACAUUGAAACUCCUGCACUUGUGGUAGUAGUGGUGGUGGAGGAGUAGAAGGAGGUAAAGGAAAGUCUCUCCCCCUCUUGCUUCUCUAUCCUGUUCCCUCUUUUCCGUUCUUCGUCGACGAGCGACGAUAAUAGGCCGGGAAACGUCGACGAUCGCGGGACGAGAGGGGCGGAAACUUCGAUGAAUCAAAGCGAAGGAGCCAGACAGAGGGUGGGGGGGAAGAAAGAAGAGAAGUGCGACAGCGUUGGAUCGAGAUAAGGGGAAAGGAUCGAAUGGAUUGUAGAAGAUAGGGAGGGGAUGAAAGUCAGAGGGGUGGGGGAGAUGGAAGAGGGCAAGGUUGCAGACGGCAGCCACCAAGGGAAAAGCACGGAUGCACAUAUGCAUAUAUGUACAAAAAGCGAGAACAUAAGCGUGAAGGUUUUUAAAAAUAUUUUUUAUUAAUUUUCACUCAGGCAAUCGUGUAGCAACAAUACUUUUCAUGCUUCGAUGCAUGCAAGAAACUUUUCGCGAGGUCCACUGUACUAUCUCGAGUGACUCAACACCGGACAGUAACGUACACUGUGUACAGAAUGCAAAUGCCUUUACUUUGGUACGUUCCUCACGACACAUUCCACCGGCAAACUCGUCUAAUUCAGGCCUAACCCAACCGUCAAGCAUCGGCCACGGAAUAAUAACGCUGUCGUGCUCUUUUUCCCUCCCGACAAGGUACACGUACCAGAAAAGUUGUACUUCAGAGGGCCGAUAUAAAUUACAGUAUUAUUCGUACGAUAGGUUAUUUCGAAGAUAGUCAUCGUACACCUUUGAUCAACGGCAUAGUCACGAACGUAACAUGGAUAUAAUUAGUGCGCUGCACCGAAUGCUGUAUACUUUAGACACGCGAAUUUUGAAGGCAAUUUUAUUUUGCAAAUCGUGUGUUUCAAUUUAUAGAUUCGAUUCGACGUACAUUGUUGUAUCUACCCUAUUAACCACGCGAAAACACCACGCGUUCAUUUUGUCUGUCCGGUGAAUGGCUCGUUGUUCAAUAGAGAAUACAUCGAUCCAUUGUUAACCGAUUCAAUGGUAUUUCUGCGAUCCUUGAUUUGAGCCUGUCUCUGUCAGGAACAUAAGCUACGCACCACUCCUUCGGCCACUGUUACCCGCGUCAAAGUGCCUUCGGGUCAGACCGACGUGCAAGUGCAUGCAAAUCAUUCCGAGACCUUAGUCGAAAACGCACUAACGUGACCCGCGAUAUCGCGUUAGUCGGCAGCAAGAGAAAAGGUGUCCAAUCUUCGAUCUGGCCGUUCUGACCGGAAGUUUGCGGGGAGACCACGUAGCCUAAGCCGGGUGCGUGGGACGAGUUUGCGCCGAGUAACGACCGUUAAGAAACUUCCGCUUUAAGUACGACGGAUGAGUCAAGAUUACUAAGAAAAAAUCACCUCACACGCAAUAAUACGCGACUGUGAAAGUCGAUGCAUUCGAAGAGAGGCGUUCCACAAGAAACCGUGACUCAUCUAUCAGCAAUGCGUUAAAGUCUAACCCUAAUAGUCUGCUGCUCGCUCACCGUUCACGCGAUACCGCGUGAUCAACGCUAACGAUGCGGCGCCCAGACAUUUAUAGAUUCGACCUUUGGAUUAUUUGCCAUUGUAACGUGAAACAGCAUUAUCUGAACAGCCUUUGGUAUCUGACAACUUCCGGUGACAGUGACGGUCGAACGAAACAACGAUGAUAUUGAUUCUCGGUGUCUAUUUACUGCUUUUUCACAUUUCCGAUGCUACGUGUUAUAAAAAAGUGACUCUGAUAUCGAAUACCAUCGAGGAUACCGAAGAGGAUUAAACAAGAGGUCUACUGACUCAAGUUCCUUACUGCGGAUUCGCUGAACCCACCGGAAGUAGAAUUUCAAUAAAAUUUUCAUUGAGAAUCGAGUGAAAACUAUUCGGCUCUGUCUCGAAGAAGAAACAAGCUGGUUUAAAGUUUAGAUAAAAUUCUAAUAAAACUCUUUAUCUAUUUAGAGUUUGCGUACACCUUACCUUAUCAGUUAUAAAAUAAAGAACGCAAAUAUUCGUGAAUUUCGAAGAAAACUAUCGCCUCUUGAUUAUAAGCGUGAGUCAGCGUGUAACGUAUUCUUGGCUUUGUGAUAAGAGUAGUUGGAAAUUUUUUGAUACCGACAUUUAAAUGGCUGUGAAAAAUCACGCGGCUAUUUCAACGGAGCGUGGAUGUGUUUCCAAAACGCGAAGAGAAAGAAAGAGAAAAAAUCGACGGAAAGUUAAAAAUAACUGUUCUCCCGGUGCCUCUUUCCGUGCAUACCAUCCUCGCCCUCUCGUCUUUUUCGUUUCAUCAAGCGUUAUAUUUCAUCGAUUGUUGGUGUUUAAAAAGAGUGUUCAAACUUUAGGAAAUUCUAAAUAUUUCCUUGCUUAAUUUAUGAAAAAAAAAAAAAAUUGAACAUCUCUUCAAAUAUGGCACGGAGGAAUCAGCCACACGAGAGGAAUUCAGUUCACGUUUCCAAAGUACUAGAAGAGUUCCCAAUUCCAGAAGGGAAAAAGUGAAACUCGUCAACCCUUGAGAAAACCCCAUAACAGUGGAAUUAUUAAAUCGACAAAAAAGCGUUUAAUCAUCGCUCCCUAUUUUUCAUUUCUUCAAUUACAACAUCUGCCCGCAUUCUAUAAUUCCGUAAAGUCGGCAGGGUCGCUAACGACCCCUAUGCAUUUUCCGACUAUUCCUACUCAUAAAUAGAAUUUAAAUGCAUGGUUAAUCCUUUGACCGUGAGCAGUGUCAAAUUAGAAAGCAUCGUUAUGAAAGUGGGUAGCUCGACGAUAGUACAUGGGCGUAACCGUAAAAUCGGGGAACCCCGCGAUAAAAAGUAUCGGUACUUACUCGAGUGGAUUAAAGUCGAUGACCCGUUUUAAGCGACGGGAGAAAAACGAUUCUUUCACUCUGAGACACUGUUGAUCGCUCACCGGGGAGUAAGAGGAUUCACGAAGAAACCGUUUGUCUGUCUAAUUACAUUGGAAGACGGUAGGUGAAUCGGUUAAUUUUCGAUGCGAUGAGUCACAGAGAAGAAGACGAUGGUUCGCUCAAGUUCCAGUGCGCGCGAUGGGUUCAGGAUCCAAUGCGAGAGAAGAAGAGGAAGAUAGGCUAAAGAGGAGGCGAAAUCCAGGCCUGAAUUUACGUGACGGUAAAGCGAGGGGUCUCGUCUGCCCUUGAAAGUUUUCGUCUACGUGCCUGACCCUCUUUACCCGGCACUGAACUGAACUGUCCUUGGACGGUCGGGAACGGUUCAACGAUAGCAGCACACAGCAUAGCACAAACGACAGAGAAGACCAUAAACUAAAGCUACCCCGGGAUAUAUGGUGGGGUCCCUAACGAAGGAAACGGAGAUAUGGUGGGGCGCAAUGGAGACUAGUCGGCGCCACUGGACCAUCCUCUACGGAUCGACUCCCCGUAGCCGAUUGUUCUCCGAUCUCACGAAUUUCAAGGACGUCUACGCGAAACCUGCCUGACUGCGAGAAAAAGGAGAUCUAGGAAUCCUCCUCCUUUCUCUCUUUCUCCACGCUAUUCCUUAACCUACCUCCUCCGCCCUUUCUUUUCCCCCUCCCAUCCAACGCGUAUACAUUUUUUUCCCAUACAACGAUCGUUGACGUCAUUAAGAUAUUCGCAUACCAUUUCCGUUCGUUUCGUUUCGAACGGUCUCUACGCGCGUUUACCGAGCUCGCAGAAAAAUAUAUCUAACAAAUCACCCUUUAUCUUCUUUUUCUGCCCGCUUCUUCGAACGCGCGACAAACGUUGUGUCCGAUUU